AUCACAGGUUGCAAAGCUCGUUGCCAUCACCCGUGUUGGUCAUGCAAGAUGCUGUUAAACUGACUUCUCACUGUGUGCUGCUUUUUGUUCUUUGGUCUCAGAAGGGUUAUGGAGCAGUUGAAGGACACCUAUGGGAGGCUUUAUAGGGGUGCUAUGGGCACACCUGCACUUGGUUGGGCUGAUGUUACCCCACAUGGAGUUCAUGGUAAAAAUGCUGCCCUACAUCCCCCCCAUUUUUACCCCAAUCCAGGCCCCAGAUCUUCCUAUGGCCCCAUGCCUCCCUGUGGAUACAGGCGGCUGUGGGCUCUGUGAGCUGCUGGGGAGGGUCCGUUGGGUCUGAGGGCCGCCCCUUCUGCCCUGGGGAGUCAGAACGAAAGGAGCCCCCUGACAGCACCGACCGGGCUGCCAUCUCCGUAUGGGGGGAGCUGCCGAGGAGCUGCCUCGGGGCAGGGAAGGGGCAAAUCCACGUGCAGGGGAUGCUCGUCCCGGGGCUGGAAGGGACGCGGCCGUUGGGGCGUGAAGCACGAGCUGCUGCGUGUGCAGCCAUCAGCACUUUGUGCUGCAGAAGCGAGAAAUGGCCGGGAUGGGCUGGGAUGGAGAUGGAGAUGGAGGCUUGUUCGAGGAGCUGUAACAGGAGCUGGAGCUGCAGCACAGAAGCUGAGCUCGGCUCCUUCCGAGACCACAGUUUCCUUCCCAGCGGCUGUGGGUGCUGAUACGGGCCCUGUCCGGGUUCUGCUGCCAGAACGGAGGCGAAGCAGCAGGAGAGCGGACGGCGCGGGGUCAUGGCCGCGCGGUUCCCCGCUCUGCUCCCGCUGCUGCUCGCAGCCCUGCAGCCCACGUUCGUCCCCACGGAGCCGCCGCCGCCGCCGUGUCCGUGGGAGAUGAACAAGGUGAAGGACAUCGUGGAGGUGAACUGCAGCGGGCGGGAUCUGGGCGCGGUGCCGGCCGGGCUGCCCGAGGACACGGGCAUCCUGCUGCUCAACGCCAACCGCCUGCCGUCCGUCUCCACCGCCGCCUUCCAGCCGCUGCCCGCCCUGCAGGACCUCGACCUGUCGGACAACGGGCUGCAGGCGCUGCACGCCGACGUGCCGCUGCCGAGCCUCCAGGAGCUGCUGCUGUCCCGCAACGCGCUGCAGGCGCUGCCCGCGCUGCGCUUCGUGCCCGCGCUCACCCGCCUGGCCCUGGCUCACAACCGGCUGCGGGCUCUGCCCCCCGCUGCGUUCCGCGCCGUGCCGGGGCUGCGGGACCUGGACCUGCGGGGCAACGCGCUGCGGACGCUGCCCGAGGACGCGUUCGCGGAGCUGCGGGCGCUGAAGGACUUGGACCUGUCCGACAACGGCCUGGAGGAGCUGCCCGCCGGGCUGCUGCGGGACCUGCAGCAACUGGAGACGCUGUGGCUGUCGGGGAACCGGCUCCGCGCGCUGCCGUCCGGCUUCUUCCCCGAGGGGCACCUCUUCGCCUACGUCUUCCUCGCCGACAACCCCUGGCACUGCGACUGCGGCCUGGUCUACCUGCGCUCCUGGAUCCACGGCAACCAGGUCAGCGUCUACGAGGCCGAGCGCAGCCUGGGGAAGGUGAAGCUGGAGGUGGCCCCGGAGAAGGUGCUGUGCCUCAGCCCCCCCGAGCACCGGCUGAAGCCCGUCAUCCGCUUCAAGCCCAACUGCGGCCACGUGGGGGAUGCAGAAGAGGAAGAUUAUGACGACUACGAUGAGGAACCGGCCCCUGUAACCUCUCUCGUGAACUCCUCGCCCCCGACGUAUCCACCCAGCUCCAAAGCGCCCACCACAGCCCCACGCACUCCGACUCAGCCUCCUCUCACAUCCAUCAUUCCUCCCCUCUCCACGUUCGCUGACUCCAGUCUUGCCCCAACUUCUUCCCUUACCACCCCUGCGAGCACCACAGCUUCCAACUCCCCCCCUCCUGCAUCUGCCGGUUCCACCAUCCCCAGCACCACGCAGCCCCCCAGCACUGCCCCUGCUCACACCGCUCCCCCCAGCCCCCCGCACAGCCCCGUCUCUCUGCCACCUGCUCCCAGCACCAGCAGCCACACACAGAGCCCCCUCCCAUCCCACACUGCCAGCAGCCCCCUCACAACAUCCAUUGCAGCAUUUCCUGCCGGUCCCUCAGCGCUGCCUUCCCCCACCAACACUGAGGGCACUUCAGUCGCCACAUCUUCACCUGCUGCUCUGACAUCACCCACCCCGCUGCUCCCCAACACCACAUUUUCCAUUCACACCCCUACGUUGUCUGCUCCCCUGGACACCACACGCGUCCCCCUCCCAUCCCCUCCACUCCCACCUCCCCUGCUCUGCCCCUGCUCAGCUCCAGCACAGGCUCCAUCCGUGCUGCACUCACAGUCAGGUGUGAAGGUUCUGCACUGGGAGCACUGGGUGCUGAGCCGCUGCUGCCUCCUGCGCUGGCUGCUCUACCUGGCCUGCUUGGCUCUGCUGCUCCUGUCUGUGCUGCCUUUAUCUUGCUGCCUGGCGUGGCUGUGUCUGACAGGACAACACAACCCACUGCAGCCCCAAGAGAUGCAGCAUCCACUGUUGAGGUGGGAGAAUUCAGCAGAAAGUCAUACCACGCAUCUCAGCAUCUUCCGCAGCCCCCACCAGCGCUCCACGUUCUGUACCACCAAGGAAGUGGAGCUGCGCCCUGAAGCCACAUCCUGCACUUACUGCACAAUUAAAGACCUGGGGGUGCAGCGCAGCCGUCCUGCAAAGUCCUUCUGCACCACGAAGGAGCUGUGGAUCCGCCACAGCCCCCUGAAUGCUUCACCAAAUCCUUUCCCUGUGGAGCUGACGGCCACAAAGCUCAGCUCACGUCGGAGCCCUUCUGCUCACAGCCUGGGCAGGGGGGUCAGCGCUGUUGGGGUGAAAUACGCUGCCAACACCUUGUAAAUGCUCCUGUACCUUCAGAGCAGGGGAUGGGGCUCCCAGCUCUGGCUCACGUCUCCCUGCUACACAGCAGGAAGAUCUCACCGCAGAAAGGGAAAGCAUCCAGCUCCGUGUCCUGGCACUGCUCUCAUUCAUUGUGGUUUCUGGAUCUGAAAUGAUUUCUGGGCUGUUUGGCUGGGGUAGGAGUUGUCCUAAAGCAGAGUUUGGGGCCGAAAUGCCAGGUUUUGGGGGCAGUGUGUAACAGCAGAGCUGGCUUUUUCACUGUGUGCAAAGUGCUUCUGCUCCAAUGACACACACAGAUGCAUCGCGCUUCCAGCUCAGAGGUGGGUUAUUAAUCAUGGAAUAGUUGUACAAUAAAUAAAACUUUGCCCAAAUUCCA
This is a messenger RNA of Coturnix japonica (Japanese quail), 3273 nucleotides long. RefSeq names its product glycoprotein Ib platelet subunit alpha. Gene Ontology annotation, molecular function: protein binding. Gene Ontology annotation, cellular component: plasma membrane. Lineage: Eukaryota; Metazoa; Chordata; Aves; Galliformes; Phasianidae. The record is from RefSeq and is a predicted model, not a curated record. Gene Ontology annotation, biological process: long-term memory.